Achroia grisella is the source of this 3731-nucleotide messenger RNA. It is a transcript of the gene IntS3, whose product is annotated as integrator complex subunit 3. The transcript is spliced from 5 exons. The coding region runs from base 81 to 3089 and encodes 1002 amino acids. Gene Ontology annotation, cellular component: cytoplasm. The record is from RefSeq and is a predicted model, not a curated record. NCBI's taxonomy places the organism in Eukaryota, Metazoa, Arthropoda, Insecta, Lepidoptera, Pyralidae.
UUUUCGCCUACGAUAGCCAUGCAGGAGGCGGCCUCCGUUACAAUUUUAUUAUAUUAAGUAGUUUUAAUACAUCACAAAUUAUGGAGCAGAGUAAAUCUAAUUCACCGAAAUUAUUUGUGUGCACCGCCAUAGAAAACAAGGAUGAUAUAGAGGAGAGAUACGAAAGAGCCUACAAUUACUUUCAGUCCUUGGUAGCUGAUUGUAGUGAGAAAGAAGCUCAUGACGCAUUAAAUAAUGCCGUCUGCAAGAAUCAUGAAGAGGUGUCACUAGGAAUGCUGAUGUCCAUCCUCACUGAACCCCAUAAUGCUACCAAAUGCUACAGGGACCUUACUCUAAUCACUAGAGAUGGUUUAUUAUGUGUACUAAAUAACCUAUCUAAUUUGAUUCUAGACAGGUAUUUGAAAUUUCAAGACACUACUCGCAAUCAGCUUCUUUGGUUGAUAAAGGAAAUGAUAAGAAAUGCUGUCACUGGAGUAGACAGUGUCUGUUGGAAUCUGAUGAGAUAUGCAUCAGGAGGUGACAAUUCACCAAAAAAUAUAAUCUUAGUAGAAUCUCUUUUGGAUAUAUAUAUUGAAAAUCGGGUAUGGUUAGAUAAAUUCCCAGUACUUAUUUGCAUGGUGGUGUAUACAUACUUAAGAUUAAUUGAAGAUCAUAAUAUACCACAAUUAAUGAGUUUAAGACAGAAAGAAGUGAAUUUCGUCAUUACUCUAAUAAGGGAACGUUUUGCAGAUGUGUUAAACCUUGGUAGGGAUUUGGUCCGUUUACUCCAGAAUGUUGCUCGUAUACCAGAAUUCAGUCAACUUUGGCAAGAUAUUUUGAUGAACCCUAAAACAUUAUGUCCAACUUUUACAAAUGCCUUGCAAUUGUUACAAUCAAGAACAUCUCGUAGAUAUUUACAGUCUAGACUAACACCUGACAUGGAAAGGAAACUAGUCUUUCUAACAUCUCAAGUAAGGUUUGGCCAUCAUAAAAAAUAUCAGGAGUGGUUUCAAAGACAAUAUCUUGCCACUCCAGAAUCACAAUCCCUCAGAAGUGACAUGAUAAGAUUCAUUGUUGGUGUUAUACAUCCUACAAAUGAACUACUUUGUUCCGAUAUCAUUCCAAGGUGGGCUGUCAUAGGAUGGCUUCUCACAACUUGUACAUCAAAUGUAGCUGCAUCAAAUGCUAAACUUGCUCUAUUUUAUGAUUGGUUAUUCUAUGAUCCUGAAAAGGACAAUAUAAUGAACAUUGAACCUGCUAUUCUUGUCAUGCAUCAUUCAAUGAGAUCACAUCCAGCUGUAACAGCAACAUUAUUGGACUUUUUAUGUCGAAUCAUUCCAAAUUUUUAUCCUCCAUAUGCUGACAAAGUGAAGCAAGGAAUAUUUAAUUCACUACAACAAAUAAUUGAAAAAAGAGUGCUGCCUAAUUUACAACCUUUGUUUGACUCACCCAAAUUAGACAGGGAAUUGCGAACAACUGUAAGAGAAACUUUCAAAGAAUUUUGCAGCAAUGGUAAUGGUGAAGGUGUAUCAGGAACUCGAGAAGAGGGUAGUGAAGAAGGAGGUCCCAUACCAAGAGGGGGUCCAGACGAACCUGCAUUUUCAGAUGACGAAGAUGAAACUCCUACAAAUAUAGCAGAAGAUACUGAUGAUGAUGACUUGCCAUUGUCUGAAGUCCGUGCACGUGAGCGUCCAGAAUUAGCUGCCGCAAUGCCUCUAAUGUUAAGACCAUUAGCUGAGACACUUUUAGAUGAACGAUCAUCUAGUGCUGCCACCACUCUACUUAAUGCCUGUAGUUCUCCAAUGCCAACGCCAACUGCACUUGCUGACCUCUUCGCUGCUGCAAUACAAGAUGCACCUCCUUUACGAAUCAGUCGCUGUCCUACCCCAGCAGAACUUGAUUCUGCAAUGAAUUCGCCACUGUUUUCCAUGUUCCCAUAUCUUUCUGUGACUGGAGAAUGGACUGAGGCAAAACGAAAGCUUAUACUGGAAACUUUAAAAGAAAUUCAUAGUCAGAAUUCAUUUCCCUCUGUAGGAUUAUAUUUGUUGUUUUAUUUAAGAGUAUGCUAUGAACGUGAAUGUCGUGGCGAACGUGACUUAGGACGAAGACGAGAAGUGAAAUUCAAAUCAGAAAUGUAUAGCGAGUAUUGUAGUUAUUUGGAACUAAAAUUAGGCGACAGUUUAGCAGACGAUUUUGAAAAAUGUCAGGAAUGUGAUGCUAAUGUUCUCGUUUGGUUGAUACCUGAUGUCUACCGAGAAUUCAAAGAUCAAGCACAAAAUCAUAUAAGACUGUUACAUGCUGUAGUUUCUACAUUAGAUGCUGCCCAAUUACAACGGUUGGUUUGUCUUACGUUGCAAGGGAAUUUAAUGAUGUUCAAGUCUGACGACUUUACAAGUAUGCUGUCUACCAGUCUUGAGUGGGAGACGUUUGAGCAGUAUUGUCUUUGGCAACUUUUAACUGCACACGAUAUUUCAGUUGAAGAUGUUUUACCAAUAAUACCUAAGCUGUCCUAUAAAGACCAUGCUGAGGCUCUAACAUCAGUGUUACUUAUGCUGAAGCAAGAAAAGCCCACCACCGAUGUUUUGCGACAGUUGUUCUGUAGAUCCAUAGACGAAGAUGACACUUUUGUAGUAUCCACAGUAAUGUAUUGGUGUCAGGACUAUGAAGAUAAAGUAGGCGAUUUAGUAUCAGUCUUGCUGAAUACGCGAUAUCCAGGCACAAGCCCUAACAAAAGAAAACGCCCAAGCAAACACAACAUACCACCAAACGCUCCUCCUUCUGCUGAACUGGUACUGGGCCACUUGGAACAACUGAGGGUAUGUUGUGUAGAACAAGCUGACAUGUCAAUUUUCAACAUGCAAUGUAUGCAGAAAGCACUGCAACAAGCUCAAUCGAAUAGUAAUGAUAAUAUAAGGAGACAAUAUAGUGAUUUAUUCUGUCUUGCUUUGGAAGAUGAAUUACCAAUAUCAAGGCGAGCUAGAAAAUUAAUUUUAAAUUCGAUGCCUAUCAAUCAAAACUUGCAUUCAUCUAAUGAAGACAGUGAGGAGGAUGAAAUUGUCAAGCCUAAACAAGCAAAACGUCGAAAGAAGGCUAUUUCCGAUAGUGAUUGACAUAUCUCGCGUAGAAAGAAUGGUAAUUUUAGACACCAAAGUGCAACUCAACAAUACAAUAAAUAUUAGUAUUGUAAAAUACAGAAUAAUUGUUUGUUACCUUAUAUUAUUACACAGACCAGGUCCAAUUCCAAGAAUGGAACCUGAUUUCGUGACUCAUCUGUAAAUGUUAUGUUGUAACCGCCCCUUAACAUGAUAAUAUUGCUGUAAUUUAAUAUUUUUAUGCACUGUAUAUUAAGUAAGAAGUAGAUCCAUUAUUCCGCAUGACGUGACCACUUAAUGUACAAAACCAAACUGCUACUUUGUACAAUGUAUGUGACUCUGUGCAUUGCGCAUAUGUAAUUUAGCUAGUAUAAUAUAAAUAACUGGAAAUAUUAUUUCUAUUAAAGCGCUAUAGAUUGGUUUUGUGCAAUUUCUUUUGCCAAUUAGGAUAACAAUGAACGUUGUCACUGGUCAUGCACUGUAAAUUUUAGCACAGUAGAUUUUAUGUGUAAAGUUAGGUACCUUAUUGUUGUACAGUUUUUUUAAUUCCGAUUAUCGUGUCGACUUAUGUUAAGUAUAAGAUGACCAAGAAUUUUAUUCAAAGGAUAUUGCGAUUUUGAAAUACAUUUUACACUAAGAUCAAUAAAGUAUUUCCCCUUU